AUGCGUUUUACAGUUCAUUCAAGGUUUCUUAUAGAUGAAUUCACCUUUGGGUUCGAACAACCUUUCUUGAUCCACUCUAGCACACGACAGCCAUUGUUCGUCUUUUGGAAUAAUUUACAUAUACACCCACUAGCCCAAUUAACUGGGGUACAUUCACUAGCCUCAGACGAAUUGCAAACUAGGUGUUUCUUUCCGUUGUUUAUACCAGACUCCGCCAGCGUCACAUAUAAAAACAAACCAAUGAAGGGACUCCGACCAAUAAACGACCGGCAACGGAAGUGGAUGCCACUACCCGAGGUCCUGCGGACAAAUACACCCGAACAGACAGUGGUAAUCGACAAAGUAGGCAUUCUGUUUUUACCUGGAAGCUCCAUUUCAGAACCCGUGCUAAACACCAUGUUGCGAGCAGCAGCUCGGUACUAUGCCACGCUGACCGGGAAGCCCGUAUCUACCGAAGAGGACGAAUUCCAAACAACUAUCGAACAUUGUCCGGAAGGACAAUCAUCACUAGAAAACUAUGGAUUUCAAAUCACGAAACGACGACCGAUGGAUUAG
Molecule: messenger RNA, 555 nt
Organism: Opisthorchis viverrini
Lineage: Eukaryota; Metazoa; Platyhelminthes; Trematoda; Opisthorchiida; Opisthorchiidae
Exons: 3
Coding region: 1-555 (184 amino acids)
Source: RefSeq, a predicted model, not a curated record